Messenger RNA from Theobroma cacao (cacao), 1302 nucleotides. RefSeq names its product nudix hydrolase 18, mitochondrial-like. Lineage: Eukaryota; Viridiplantae; Streptophyta; Magnoliopsida; Malvales; Malvaceae. The record is from RefSeq and is a predicted model, not a curated record. Gene Ontology annotation, molecular function: pyrophosphatase activity. Gene Ontology annotation, cellular component: nucleus; cytoplasm.
CAUGUACAGGUUGAUGUCAGAACUAUUUUCCUUCCUACAACAAUUUGAUCUGCUUCCAUAUCUCUAUCGGUAGGGGAGGGAGGCUUAGCUCAGCUGGUGCGUCAGAGACACGUCGUCUUCGGUUCAUGCAAGGCGCCAGGUAGGCGUAGGCUCAGCUCCCUAUAAACCACGACGUCUCUCUCUCUCUCUCUCCACCAUUAUUAAAAUGGGUCGUAUCUGGUGUCCCUUUCCUCUCACAAGUUCUUAAGUCACACCAUAGCCACUAACACAAAAACGAUCGGUGCCCUUAGGAUUCUGCAACAACGUCGUUGUUCCUUUUCCCUUCCAUAAUUCAGAGUGUUUCUGUUUGAAAUACCAUCCCAAGUUUCUGAAAACAGCCAAGUAUGGUGGCCUUGGUACCUCAAGAGAAUGUGGUUCCCUUAGUGUCUCGAACAGGAAGACAUUUGCAGCGUUACAGCAAGGGCCGUCGCCUAGUUGUCGGAUGCAUACCUUACCGAUAUAAAACUUCCUCGGUUGAGGAAAAACAAGAACUGGAAGUCCUUGUCAUCAGUUCACAGAAAGGCAAAGGAAUGCUGUUUCCCAAGGGAGGUUGGGAAAUAGAUGAAUCCAAGAAGGAGGCAGCUUCUCGUGAGACUUUAGAGGAGGCUGGUGUACGAGGCAUUGUUGAGCAUGAAUUGGGUAAAUGGAAUUUUAAGAGUAAGACCCAUGACACCCAUUAUGAAGGAUAUAUGUUCCCUUUACUUGUUCAAGAGCAGUUAGACAUCUGGCCAGAGAAGAAUGUUCGUCAAAGAGAAUGGAUGAGUGUUGAUAAAGCUAGAAAAGCAUGCCAAUACUCAUGGAUGAAGGAAGCAUUAGAUAUACUAGAACAACGUCUCAUGUCUCAGCGCCAACUCGAUGAGGAAGAAGUUGCCCCUUGUUCCUUAUGUUAGCCGAAGAAAUCAAGCUGAUUUGUAAAUAGAAAGUUGUGCAAGAGCACAACGAGUUUGCGGUUAGACCGAAAUUAAAGAUGGGUAGGAAUGAAUACAUGAAAGAACAGCUGAGAAGAGUACGAGGUAUCUUCAGGGUCCCUUCAGAACUGAAGCUUGUUAGCUUUGCCCAAGGUCAUUCAGGCUCAUAACUCCUUCCAUUUUAGCAUGGAGUUGAAGCUGUGGCUGGAAUCUCCAUUGGGAUGUCCAGUUAUGUCACUCAGCAAGACAGCAACUGCAAAUAUGUUGAACAAUGUACAAUAUAGUUUCUGAAAAUAAAAGACUGAAGGACUAAUGGAUUUGGUUUUUUCAAAGUAAAGUUAUUAUACUUGCUUAA